CUAUCCUUCGCGAUGGUCUGUCGAUCUCGGCCAAGCUCACGGACCUCGCGUUGUGCACCACGCAGUCGGUUCGUAAUCGCUUACAUCAGAAGAUCUAUCCGAAUAGGUCCGUCCGGUGUUGAACCUAUUCAGUGUUAACAUGCCAUUAUUUGUGUCGGGAACCGCGCGUAGCCCAGUGUUCUGAAUAGAUAAUAUUUGAGCAUACCGCCGUCGAUUGUGUGUCAGAAACAGACAGCGAAAUCAACGUCGUCAAGGACGGAUACCGUCAGCUGUGUGCCCGUGUAAUCGAUUCCGCGAUCCAAAAAAGGUGUAGCAGCUGAUCAUGGAGGAAAUCUCCUUAGACUCUGGUGCCAACGGGUCGCGUCCGCCGCCUAAUCAAUCUCAAGGUGGUGAGGAAAUAGCGAUUUCGAUCAAGGAAGCAGUAAAAAUGUAUUCGAAAAACGUAAUACUCAAAGGAUUGAACAUGACCGUACCGAAAGGCAAAAUAUACGGACUACUAGGUCCCAGUGGUUGUGGCAAAACAACACUGCUUAGCAGUAUCGUCGGCAGAACUAGUCUGGAUUCCGGUGAAAUUAUUCUUAAAGCAACCAAACGAGAAGACAUAGGAUAUAUGCCACAAGAUUUAAAUUUACACGAACAUUUAACGAUAUUACAAACGUUCAAAUUUUAUGGUAAAAUGUUGAACAUGCCAGAACAACUAAUUUUAGAGCGGGCCAAAGAUCUCUCAUUGUUAUUGGAAUUGCCGCCUGAUAACAGAUUAGUCGUAGAACUAAGUGGAGGACAACAAAGAAGAGUAUCGUUAGGAGUGGCUCUUUUGCACAACCCUAAUAUUUUAAUUUUAGACGAACCGACCGUUGGUUUGGAUCCAGUAUUGAGCUCUAGUAUCUGGAAUCAUCUAGUGUCUUUUGCCGCAAACGGCAAAACGAUUAUUAUUACCACACAUUACAUCGAAGAAGCAAGGCAAGCAAAUUUAAUCGGCUUGAUGCGAGAAGGAGUUUUGUUAGCCGAAGAAUCCCCAGAAAUGCUAAUGGCGCGCUGUAACGCUAAUUCCUUAGAAGAGGCUUUUCUAAUACUUAGCCGUAAGCAAGAAAUGUCUGCCAACACUGAGCAGGUCAACGACACGUAUAAUAAAUCAUAUUUCAACAGAGGAAAAGCCACACAAACAAAAUUAAACGAUGGAUUCUUCCGGAUGAACCGAAUGAAUUGUCUUAUGUACAAAAACUUAACUUUAUUAUGGCAACAAAAACCGUUUUUGUGUUUUCUGUUUCUGCUGCCGUUAGUGCAAACGUACUUUUUCAAUCUGGCCAUCGGUCACGACCCCCAAGGUCUAAGCAUAGCGGUUGUCAACAAAGAAGUAGCCUCUAAAGGCAUAGCCGAAUGCAAUCCUGAUUUGUACAGCGGAUGUUUCCUCGACGAUCCAAACAGUGUCACGAUAAGCUGUGCGUUCGAAGACCAAAUCAAAAGCAAAACUCUGAAAAUCACUCAUUUCGACGACGUAAGGACUGCUUUGGCCGCCGUGAGAAAGAACUACGCUUGGGGACUAUUGUAUUUCCCUGUUAACUAUACUAAUUCCAUGGCCGUGCGAUUCGCAAAUGCCACCAGGACAUCGGAAUAUCACGUGGAGAGCAGUACGGUCCAAGCAUGGAUAGACUUGUCGGAUCAAUACAUUGGAAACAUGGUAAAAGCGAACGUACUGUAUACCACUCAAGAAUUCUUGCAAGGAGCUUUACGCCGGUGCAAUGUCAACGAAAAAAUUGCAAACAUUCCUAUAUCGUUCAAAACACCGGUGUACGGCUCGAUACAUACAUCGUUCAUCCAUUACGCUUCGGCUGCCAUCUUGUGCUUGUGUUGUUACUACUUGCCGGUGUUGUUGACGGCAGGUCUGAUUCUCACGGAAAAGAAGGAAGGCAUGAUGGAAAGAAUGAUGGUUUCCGGCGUUAAGUUUACCGAAGUGUUAGUGUCCACGGUCAUCAUUCAAAUGGCAAUCCAUGGUUUGCAAACACUGCUGGCCAUGUACGUCAUGUACAUACACUUUGACAAUCCGUACUUGGGCAGUCAUUUUCCCACCAUGUUGCUGUUGAUGUUGCUGGGAAUGGAAGGGAUGAUUUUCGGAUUCCUGAUCGGAGCGUUAUGCCAAGACUUUUCGAUUGCCGCGUACAUCGGCACCGGCAGCAACAUCAUGAUGGCUUUCACGUGCGGUUUGGUCUGGCCGCUGGAGGGUGCCCACUACCUUCUGAAAACGUACGGUCCGUUCUUGCCGAUGACGGCGCCGGUCAGGGCCUUACUGGCCAUUACCGCCAAGGGCUGGUGGUUUGAUACCGCGCCCGUUAUAGCCGGGUUCGCGUCGAUUUUCGGUUGGUCGGUCGUCAUGGUGGCUGCGAUUUUCUUAGUAAGUCGGCUGAACAAAGACAUAUGGGUGAUGCGCAAGUGAGACGUAGCGACUGGGCCAACAUCAGACUGACACCGUCCUAAUGUUGUAAAACUGUAAAAAAAAAAAAAAAACAAAAACAAAUCAAAA
This is a messenger RNA of Adelges cooleyi (spruce gall adelgid), 2518 nucleotides long. Its product is annotated as ABC transporter G family member 23-like. Gene Ontology annotation, cellular component: membrane. NCBI's taxonomy places the organism in Eukaryota, Metazoa, Arthropoda, Insecta, Hemiptera, Adelgidae. Bases 323 to 2431 code for a protein of 702 amino acids. Gene Ontology annotation, molecular function: ATP hydrolysis activity; ABC-type transporter activity; ATP binding. The record is from RefSeq and is a predicted model, not a curated record. The transcript is spliced from 16 exons.